CGCUGAGCUUCCGGGGUCUGUAGCUGGAGAGGAGGAAGAGAGGGAUCAGCUGAACUACAGAAGAAAUGAAAAUAUUUUCCUGAAAUUCAUCACCAACAACCAGGAUAUUUAACUAAGAGCAAAGUUAAACUGCUGAAAGAGGUGAAGCAGAAGCCUUCCUGAAGAAUCUCCAGAACACGCAGAAAUAGUUUGCUACAUUUAAAAGGCAAAUGAAGCAAAGUCCUGACAUGGAGAAACAUCAGCACUCUGCCAAGAGUUUUACUAAACAGAGUGAUAUCAAAAAACACCAGCGUAUUCACACAGGAGAAAAAACAUAUUUCUGCUCAGACUGUGGGAAGAGUUUUACUCAACAGAGUGAUCUCAAAAAACACCAGCGCAUUCACACAGGAGAGAAACCGUAUCACUGCUCAGACUGUGGGGGGAGUUUUAAUCAACAGAGUCAUCUCCAACGACACCAGCGCAUUCACACAGGAGAGAAACCGUAUCACUGCUCAGACUGUGGGAAGAUUUUUACUACCCAGAGUGAUCUCAAACAACAUCAGCGCAUUCACACAGGAGAGAAACAUUAUUACUGCUCAGACUGUGGGAAGAGCUUUAAUCGACUGGAGACUGUCAAACGGCAUCAGCGCAUUCACACAGGAGAGAAACCGCAUCACUGCUCGGACUGUGGGAAGAGUUUUACUCAACAGAGUCAUCUCAAAAUGCAUCAGCGCAUUCACACAGGAGAGAAACCGUAUUGCUGCUCAGACUGUGGAAAGAGUUUUAAUCUACAGAGUAAUCUCAAAAUACACCAGCGCAUUCACACAGGAGAGAAACCGUAUCACUGCUCAGACUGUGGAAAGAGUUUUAAUCUACAGAGUACUCUCAAAAUACACCAGCGCAUUCACACAGGAGAGAAACCGUAUUGCUGCUCAGACUGUGGGAAGAGUUUUACUGAACAGAGUAAUCUCAAAAUACACCAGCGCAUUCACACAGGAGAGAAACCGUAUCACUGCUCAGACUGUGGGAGGAGUUUUAAUCGACUGGAGACUGUCAAACGGCAUCAGCGCAUUCACACAGGAGAGAAACCGUAUUGCUGCUCAGACUGUGGAAAGAGUUUUAAUCUACAGAGUAAUCUCAAAAUACACCAGCGCAUUCACACAGGAGAGAAACCGUAUCACUGCUCAGACUGUGGGAGGAGUUUUAAUCGACUGGAGACUGUCAAACGGCAUCAGCGCAUUCACACAGGAGAGAAACCGUAUCACUGCUCAGACUGUGGGAAGAGUUUUACUACCCAGAGUGCUCUCAAAAUACACCAGCGCAUUCACACAGGAGAGAAACCGUAUUACUGCUCCGAUUGUGGGAAGAGUUUUACUGAACAGAGUGAUCUCAAAAAACACCAGCGCAUUCACACAGGAGAGAAAAAUGUCCCAAAUUUGUCCCAUGGCAAUUAAAAGCGCAAAUCAUAAAUUCCACCAGAAACAAAUAUGAACUGUAUUUAACAAUGGAUUUUACAGGUUCAGCAAAACUAUUCUUAUCCAGGGAUGAUGUGUAUAGAAUUCCAUGUUAUGUUUGUAUGUCUUGUAAA
Molecule: messenger RNA, 1567 nt
Organism: Astyanax mexicanus (Mexican tetra)
Lineage: Eukaryota; Metazoa; Chordata; Actinopteri; Characiformes; Acestrorhamphidae
Product: zinc finger protein 585A-like
Exons: 2
Coding region: 210-1433 (407 amino acids)
Biological process (GO): regulation of transcription by RNA polymerase II
Molecular function (GO): RNA polymerase II cis-regulatory region sequence-specific DNA binding; DNA-binding transcription factor activity, RNA polymerase II-specific
Source: RefSeq, a predicted model, not a curated record